AUGGGACUGGAGGAAAGUAACCAGAGCUCUGUGACAACAUUCACCCUCUUGGGCUUCUCAGAAUUCCCAAACCUCCAAGCAACCCUCUUCCUGGUGUUCCUGGUCAUCUACACAGUCAUUCUGGUGGGGAACCUGGGCAUGAUUGUGAUCGUGAGGAUCAAUCCCAAACUCCAUACACCCAUGUACUUUUUCCUCAGCCAUCUAUCGUUUUUGGAUAUUUGUAAUUCCUGUGUGUUUACACCCAAACUGCUAGAAAUAUUAGUUGUGGAAGACAGAACUAUCUCCUUCACAGGAUGUAUGGUACAAUUUUUCUUUGGCUGUGCAUUUGUGAUUACAGAAAUGUUCAUGUUGGCAGUGAUGGCCUAUGACCGGUUUGUGGCUGUUUGUAACCCCCUGCUCUACACAGUUGCUAUGUCUCCUAAGCUCUGUGUUCUCCUGGUAGCUGGAACUUAUACAUGGGGUGGACUCGGUUCCUUGACACUCACAUAUUCUCUUUUGGAACUAUCCUACUGUGCAUCCAGCAUCAUAGAUCACUUUGGUUGUGAGUUCUCUGCCAUCCUCUCUGUAUCCUCCUCUGACCCCUACUUCAGCCAGAUGGCAUGUUUAGUCAUUUCUACAUUCAGUGAGGCUUGCAGCCUCCUGAUCAUCCUUGCCUCCUAUGUCUUUAUACUUGUGACUAUCAUCAAGAUGCCUUCCACGGGUGGAUUCAGAAAAGCCUUCUCCACUUGUGCCUCACACCUGACUGCCAUCACCAUUUUUCAUGGGAUCAUUCUCCUUCUCUAUUGUGUGCCCAACUCCAAAAGCUCAUGGCUCCUGGUCAAAGUGGCCACUGUGCUGUUUACAGUUGUGAUCCCCAUGCUGAAUCCCCUUAUCUACAGCCUUAGGAACAAAGAUGUGAAAGAGACACUGAGGAGGUUGAUCAAUUCCAAACUGCAUUCUCACUCAAUGUAA
Molecule: messenger RNA, 951 nt
Organism: Galeopterus variegatus (Sunda flying lemur)
Lineage: Eukaryota; Metazoa; Chordata; Mammalia; Dermoptera; Cynocephalidae
Product: olfactory receptor 5D18-like
Exons: 1
Coding region: 1-951 (316 amino acids)
Biological process (GO): sensory perception of smell; G protein-coupled receptor signaling pathway
Cellular component (GO): membrane
Molecular function (GO): G protein-coupled receptor activity; odorant binding; olfactory receptor activity
Source: RefSeq, a predicted model, not a curated record